CUCAUCUUUUCGUCACAACCAAUCGCCUAGGAAACAUUUCUUUUCCCAAACAUGUCGCCCAUGAAGCUGUGUGUUCCUGGUGAUAAACUUUGCAGUGCAGAAGACUGUAUACCUGGAACAGGUGUAUACCUGCGACAUGGCUACAUUUACUCCUCGCUUGCAGGCUACGUGCUCAAGAAGAAUGAAGGCGAAGAGUUACCAGUCAUCUCUGUUGUUAGAGAAACGGAAACCCAAUUACUGCCAGAUGUCGGCGCAAUUGUCACUUGUAAGGUAACUAGUAUCAAUCCCAGGAUUGCCAAGGUCCAUAUCCUUUAUGUCGGCUCCACACCGCUAAAGGACCGCUUCAGAGGAACUAUCAGAAAAGAAGAUGUGCGGGCAACCGAGAAAGACAAGGUGGAAACGUAUAAAUGUUUUAGACCUGGAGACAUUGUCCUUGCGAAAGUGAUUUCUCUGGGUGAUGUGCAGUCGAACUACCUCCUCACUACAGCUGAGAAUGAGCUCGGGGUGGUUGUGGCCCAUAGUGAAGCAGGUGCACAGAUGGUUCCGAUCAGCUGGUGUGAGAUGCAGUGUCCACUGACACAUUCCAAAGAGUUUCGCAAAGUGGCAAGGGUCCAACCAGAGUAUUUGCAGGCAUGAUAAAUGUGACACCCCCCCCCCCCCCCCCCCCCCCCACACACACACACACAAGGAACACACAGCUUCCCUCUUUCCUGAUCCUGGGUGACUGAGGAACCUUCCUAUAUUGAGGCUGGAUGAUGCUCUUUGAAGAUUUGCUCUGCACGUUUUGUUAGGGUAUCAUCUCGGAAACUUCACGUUGCUGGUUACAUGACCAUAAGACCUCAAGGUGCAUCUUUCAGUAUGAACUGCAGUAAGGAGCAAUUUCACCUGAAUGAUGUUGUACUUUAAGAAUGCCCCAGUGCGUUAUUCAGUUUUAAUUUCCUGGUGCUGAUUUGCCCCACAACACAUCUGCUUCAAUUUCACUGAGCAAAAUUGUUUCCCAGCACAUUAUGAGCCUACAAAAAAAGCAAGCAGGAAGGUUUUUUGCAACAAAUGAAUAUUUUUCUGUCUUAUUAUAAAUGUCAAGAAUGAAAUAAAAUGAGAAUGUUAAUCUAAAACAAACACUAGUACUUAUUUGGAUUCCUACAGGUUACAACUAAAAUUUGAGACCAGAUUCUUAGAAAUGAAUUCAAUGCCAAUUCAGUUUUUUGGUUUAAAGUAUCAUUCGAGACAUGAUGAAUGCUGGCAUUUUUUUUAAAUCAAUGACAACAUAAUAAAUUGGCUAAAUUCAUAUCGAAUUAGUGAUUUCUGGGUGCCAUUUUGAUGCGAUUGUGCAAACUACUGUAUGCUUGUUAAUAGACAUGUGCAGAUUACUGGUUUCAAGGUAUACCGUGGUAUGAAAAUGUCACGGUUAGAAACCGCAAAAAAUUUCCAUCAUACCGGCCCUACGGUAUUCGCUAUUUUUUCACGUCCAAAAAUGCAGGGAGAAAUCCCUCAUUUGCAGCUGUAAGGCUCAACCUUCCCCCACCGGUUGUUGCUCAGUAUCAGUGAGUCAACUGUGCUACACCACGGCUGGAGAAGGUGAAACUCCUGAACUCCCCCCACCCAUCGAAAAAAAAACUAAAUCACCGGUAUGGGAAUACUUCAGCUACAGAAAAGUUACAGAUGGCUGGGGCUUAGAGGAGGAGGGCCAACUUACAUGAAAAACAUGUUAGCGGAAGGUGGCUGCUGAGGAGGCAAUACUUCCAAUAUGAUUUCACAUUUAUACAAAAUUAAAGGUUAGUAAACACUAUUUUGAACAUUUCCCACCAGCUAUGAGAGUUAACUCCAGCGUGUUUAAUGUGUCUAGCGCUGGUGAAACGUGUUUUCUCUCUUGUAACUGUGUGUGUUGAAAAAGUGUAUAACGUAAACAUGAUAGGAAUCACACCCGUGCUUUUUAUGGAAAAUCAUUUUUGUUCUGAUGGUAAUGUGGAGCUGUGGCUGUGGGUUUACGCUCACCUAAAGGACUGCAUUUAUUUUAGUUUUAUUUAGAAUAUACACAUUUUCUAAAUUUUCUAAUAUGUUUCUAAAAAUAAACCAUUCAAUGGGAUUUUUUGUUUUGUUUUUUUAACCCACAUCUCGGUAACAUAUUUUAGAGCUGUAAUUGCAAUACCGUGAAAUUUUUGUCAUCAUACCGUCAGAACCUCAUACCGGCACGUGCCUACUUUUUAAUCAAGAUUGCAUGUAAAAUUUAGUUCCUAAAGGAUUGUCAUUUUGGAAGUGUGUGCUAUCCAAGAGCGAUGAUGUAUAAAAUAUGACUAAAUUCAAAAUUUCAACAACAACAAAAAAUUCAACCUAGUGUCGGUCAUAUAAAGAAAAUUUACUGUCAGGGUAAAAAAAUUAUUUUAUUUGCGAGAGGACUAAAACAAGACCUACAGAGCAGGGUUCAGUCAUCAAAGCGCACAGAUCGACAUGUAUUGAUGUCAAUCGAAAAUUUUUUGGAUGGUUUACUAAAACCGAGUCCUGCACCUCUGCUGUUAAAGUCUAUUCUGCGUGAGUGGGCGCGUUCAAACUCUCCCAGGAGUCCUUGUUGUAAAUGCUCCUGUGCAUCCUUGCCAAGUGCCAUAUUGUGCUGCGCCGCACCAGGAGCGGCAGCCGGUUUGAAGUCUUUCUUGAAGCCGCCCAUUAACCUGAGGAACUUCAGCUGCUGAUGUGAGCUUUCAAACUGAGCGGUGCUCCACUGACCGAAACCCUGAGGACAUACACAAUGACUGCAUUACAAGUAGAUAGCAAUAAAAACUACUUGAUUUUUACUCAUACACUUGGAAUUUGCAGAUAAAUUCGAACACUGCUAUGACAUGAUAGCUUUCAUUGCAACAUCUGUCUUAGGAUACAAUUGUUGUGCUCUUUGGUUAAUGUGGCACAAAAAAAAAAAAAUCCCAAGAAUGAAGGAUCACUGACUGAAAGUUUGUCCGCUUGUUGAGGCUGAGAGGCGUUGUCUAUGUCAAGCUGUAAAGCCUGCCGUCUUUCCUGUGAAAGAGCACAACACUAGAUCAAUAUUGCAGUGACAAGAUCAUUUGGAAUGUUCUGACCAGAUCCAGCCCAUUCUGAUCGAGAUUCUAUUCCGAAUGAGAGGGGUGGUUUAUGUCUUGUGAUAAUCCAAUCCGUGUGCAUGAAAACUUUUUAUGCCAAAAUUUUGGACCAAAACGUCUUUGCUGCGCAUGUGAUGUCACUACAGGAAGUCUCCGAGACGCAUGCUUUUAUUUUGGCACAGGAAGCGUAGAACUGGUUGUACUUCCGCACGUGAGAGCAUUUACACACCGGCCAUCCCACACACACACACACACACACACACACACACACACACACACGAGGAAGAGUGCAGCGGAGUGAGGAAGUGAAAGCUUGCGCGCACAUUUGUUGCUUGUGAAGCAUCCAGAGGCGAUGACUGUAUAUAACCCCUUUUGUACUGUUUAUUGUGCAUUUUCAAUUGUGGUCAAAUACCUGGGCCGAGUUUAUGUGAGUGUUUUGAUGAUGUGCAGACGCUAGCUGAUACAUGCUAAUUGUUUGUUAUUGCUGUAUAAGCAGCUACUUGUAAACACAAAUUUGAAUUGUUGUUAUUUUAGUUUCAUUCUGCAAAUGUUGAUGUCAUGAGCAGCUGAAUAAAGUCAGCAAACCACACGGACAUCUGACAUCGUCAUUUCGGAGUCUAGCUCGCUGUCUAGCUAGGACGUAG
Corythoichthys intestinalis (scribbled pipefish) is the source of this 3712-nucleotide messenger RNA. RefSeq names its product exosome component 1 (gene exosc1). Gene Ontology annotation, cellular component: nuclear exosome (RNase complex); cytoplasm. The transcript has 8 exons. The coding region runs from base 52 to 636 and encodes 194 amino acids. The record is from RefSeq and is a predicted model, not a curated record. Gene Ontology annotation, molecular function: RNA binding. Gene Ontology annotation, biological process: RNA processing. NCBI's taxonomy places the organism in Eukaryota, Metazoa, Chordata, Actinopteri, Syngnathiformes, Syngnathidae.